Molecule: messenger RNA, 3315 nt
Organism: Gymnogyps californianus (California condor)
Lineage: Eukaryota; Metazoa; Chordata; Aves; Accipitriformes; Cathartidae
Product: KIAA0513 ortholog
Exons: 13
Coding region: 181-1425 (414 amino acids)
Source: RefSeq, a predicted model, not a curated record
AUUUUGCUGCCGUGGGACCACCAGAUGUCCUGCGGUAGCCUGUCCCCCACAGAAGGACCUGCCUGCCUUAGCCAGCCCGUCCUCCCAGGCAUCCUGCCAGUGAUGGCCUCGACGCCCCAGUGAGGGGCAAAAGGACGAGGAGCAAUUCCCCCCAACACCGCCACGUCCCCCGGGAGAGCCAUGGAGGCCCCCCUGGACGUGCCCGUAGGGAACCUCAUCGACUUUGAUGCCGAAAUGCCCACCUGCAUCCCCUCGGAGCCCUCUCCUCCCGCUGCUCCCAGCGGCAACGGGCACCUGGGGGACGUGGAGGACGUGGCUGGGGAGGAGAGCGAUGCCACCGAGUCGGCGGACAGUGAGAAUGACAUGGGUGACUCUCCCAGGCGCUGGGGUGGCUACCGCCGCUCCUCCUCCAACGAGUCCUUCUCCUCCAGCCAGAGCACCGAGUCGGCCCGGGACGAGGCGACGGCCGAGUGCCGGGAGUUCAUGCGGCACUACGUGGAGAAGAUCUUCACUGGGGGAGAGGAUUUGGACCAAGAAGAGAAGGCCAGGUUUGGUGAGCUCUGCAGCAGCGAGAACGGGAAGGGCAGGGAGUGGUUUGCGAGAUACGUGAGCGCCCAGCGCUGCAACUCCAAGUGCGUCUCGGAGCAGACCUUCUACCGCCUGAUGCAGUCGUUCGCCCUCGUGCUGUUUGAGUGUCACCAGAUGGAUGACUUCAGCCCUGCCAAGAACCUCAUGACCAUGUGUUUCACCUACUACUACGUGGGCAAGACCCAAGCGCUGCCCUUGGAGGCCAAGGAGAAGCCCAUGGGCAGCAUCGACUCGUACCUGAAGUCGGCAAACAGUUGGCUGGCGGAGAAGAAGGACAUCGCGGAGCGGCUGCUGAAAAACACGUCGGCCAAGACAGAGAACGUCAAGGGCUUCUUCGGGGGCCUGGAGACCAAACUGAAGGGUCCUACCACCAAAAAGAGCGACGAAGGUGAGGACAAACCAAAGGAGAAGCUGAAGAAGAUGGUUUCUGUGCAGAGCCCAGAGGAGGAGAAGAAAGGAGAGAAGAUCUACCUGUACAUGCACCUCAAGCAGCAGCCGAUCUGGCACAACCUGCGGUUUUGGAACGCCGCUUUCUUCGAUGCCGUGCACUGCGAGCGCAGGAAGCGGUCCCCCACCACCAGAGGGAACACUGGGGAGGAAGAGGAGAAGAGGGAGAAGUGGUGCCACAUGACGCAGGAGGAGCGUGACGACAGCCUCCGCUUCAACGAGAACAUCACCUUCGGGCAGCUGGGCACCUUCAUUCACAACAUGCUGGCGUUCGGCCUGAACAAGAAGCUCUGCAGCGACUUCCUGAAGAAGCAGGCGACCAUCGGCAAUUUGGAUGAAGAGCAAUACAAGCUGCUCAGCGACCACAUCGAGCAGAUGGCCACCGAAUAGCCGCCUGGCCGGCACGCUGCGGCAGAGAGACGGCAGCCGGAGCGGGUGGGGAGGAGAGAGAAACCCACCUCUGGGGUUACCUGAAACUGAAGCUGGGCUACUUAAAAAAAAAAAUCACACACACAAGCUGCAAUAAAACCUGCAUGAUCAUCCACCAAACUUUAGAGCUGCACCAGGGCAGCCUGUAGAAAUAGGAGCCAAACAGCCCCCUGCCCCUCGCCAGACCCUCCCGCAUCUAUUUUCAGAGUAGACAGUCCCAAAAGUGUAUUUUGUCAGCUAAAAAAAACAAACAAAAAACAAGAGAAAAGCAAAAAGAGAGCGACUGCCGCAGCCCGCAGGUGUGUUUAUGAGAGCUGGAUCGCUGUGUCUCCAGCCCCCUCCGUGAAACGCUGCCUGUGGUCUUCGGUGUUUCAUAGCACAAUGGCAGUGGGUGCAGAGCUGCCAAACGCGUUUGCUGCUCGGUGCCUUUCCGAGGCUGCCCUGGACAGUGGUAAAUCCGGAGGAAUCCAAGGCUGCGAGCCUCCUGCCGCCUUUCCCCGCCUGCGUCCGCUGGGCGAGCACAACGGAGGCUGGAGCUGGACCAGGGAUGUGGGAGAUGAUGGCAGGGACCGCAUCCAGCCGCUGAGGCCGCAUCCAGCCACCGAGGGAAGCCACUGCCGGGGGAGAGCAGCCGGCUCUGCCUCCAGUUUGACCCAUCUCCCUCCAUAGUGAGGCACCGGGCGUUCGCAGCACAUGGGUUUGUCCUGGCAAUGCAGGAGCUGGCUGCUGAGGAUGGUGAUGGGAUGCAGCAGCCCAUGGGAGGCUCUGGGUCAGUCUGGCAACAGGUUGUGUUGUGUUGUGUCGUGUAUCCAGGGAUGUCACCACCGGCCGGGGACAUGGGCACUGCGGGGGCUUGCUGGGAGCAGAGAUGGGGCUGGCGAAGUGCUGCUGCCUUCCUCGGUAUAAGGCUCCUUGGGAGCUGGAGGGAAAUCCUUCCCUUGGGAAACCUUCCCUGUGCUGCCUGUGUGGUUUUGUACCUCUGGGCAGAGAGAAAACACGUUUUGCUCCAUAUCAUUAGCCUGGAUCAGCAGGAAAAAAGCCAUGGCCUUGAGCGGGAUUGCGGGGAGAGGAGGCAGAGGAGCAUCGCAUGAAAGCAGCUUGGGAGGAGGUAGCAAAGCAGCAGCGAGACAGAUUCCCCCUGCACCCACUCCCUGCUGCAUCAUCAACGUUGGGGCUGCCGCUGGCUUGCAGCAUUUCCCAAAGCCUCCUGGCUUCCCGCAGCGGCCGUGAUAUUAGAUUAAUCGCCCUCCUUCCCCGGGCUGCAGCUCGCUGCCCUCUCCUUCCCCAGCCCCUUCGCUUCAGCUGACCAUCAAUCAAACCUGAAAUAGCCCUGUCUUAAGUACAUCUCCUAUUCUGCUCGAGUGAUGGCAGCUACCCGUUACGCAGCGUAUCUGGUUUUUCCCCGCAGACCUUGGCACGGUGUUUGCAGAGAGGCUGGGGACAUGGGGACAUCGCUGCUCCCCUCCGCACGGCGCAUCCCUGCUCCGAUGGGACCCAGUUGGCUCUGCCCAUGGGGUCAGAAAACCCCAACCCCAAGCAGCCAAGGGUCCAGCACUCGGUCUCACCCCAAAAGCAUUGUUCUGAAACGUCAAUCCAGGUUUCAAGGGACCAUCAGUCCAUUUUUCCCCAUGCUGUCAGCUGUAUCCCAUAAGAUAAAUAACGUAACGAGUUUUUUUCCACGUAGCUUUUAAUUUCUGGUGUCAUUUCCUAGCCCCCAAAAUCGAUGCUUUGACCUAAGCUGGGCUUCCCUUGCUGCUAGGGCUGGGAUUCUGCUCCACGCUGGGUCUCGUAGGAAGGAUCGGAUCCAGCACUGGCUUUCCUUUGGCCAUUCCCAAACCUGGGCAGUGUUAC